Glycine soja is the source of this 729-nucleotide messenger RNA. RefSeq lists its product as uncharacterized. The coding region runs from base 1 to 729 and encodes 242 amino acids. Lineage: Eukaryota; Viridiplantae; Streptophyta; Magnoliopsida; Fabales; Fabaceae. The transcript has 3 exons. The record is from RefSeq and is a predicted model, not a curated record. Gene Ontology annotation, molecular function: nucleic acid binding; zinc ion binding.
AUGGUGGUGACAGAGUAUGCAGCUAGGUUUAAGAACCUAGUCAAGUAUUUUCCUCAUUAUCAAGGGGAAGCUAGGGAGAUGACCAAAUGUGUGAAGUUUAUCAAUGGCCUGGGACUAGAAGUGAAGAUGAUGGUGAACUGCCAUGAUAUCCAUAACUUUGCACAACUGAACAACAUGUGCAGAGUGUUUGACGAGUAUCAGCGGGAGAAGGACGCAUUCUAUAGGAAUGCUAAUGCCGGUCAUAGGAAAGAGAAGAAUCAUAGAACCGAUGGAUUCCAACCCACCAGUAGAGGAUUUCAACUAGGUGGUGGGAGUUCUCAUCCAGCUAGCAGGGUGCCUCAGCCUAUUCAUAGAGGUUGUGGGGGUGGUGCUUCGACUAGAGUUGCUACUCCAUCUCGAUGUGCUAAGUGUGGUAAGGUUGGUCAUUUUGCUCGUGAGUACCCAAAUAGUGACGUGACUUGUUUCAACUACCGAGGUAAGGGCCAUAUCAGUACUAGCUGCCCACAUCCCAGGAGGGAAAAGAGUAGUAGGAGUCUUAAUAACCAAAGUGGACGACCGAGGACAAUGAGGAGAAUGUUUGCUCUUAGUGGUGUUGAUGUCGCACAGUUCGAUGAUCUCAUCCAAGGUGAUAUAUUUUUGUCUGCUAACCAGGUUGAAGCAUCUUUGAGAGAGGAUGCACAUGUAUACAUGAUCUUAGCUAGUAUGAGUGCUGAGACCAAAACCCUAUGA